Messenger RNA from Osmia bicornis bicornis, 2569 nucleotides. RefSeq names its product protein gooseberry-like. The record is from RefSeq and is a predicted model, not a curated record. Gene Ontology annotation, molecular function: DNA-binding transcription factor activity, RNA polymerase II-specific; RNA polymerase II cis-regulatory region sequence-specific DNA binding. Gene Ontology annotation, biological process: regulation of transcription by RNA polymerase II; anatomical structure development. Bases 265 to 1482 code for a protein of 405 amino acids. The transcript is spliced from 6 exons. NCBI's taxonomy places the organism in Eukaryota, Metazoa, Arthropoda, Insecta, Hymenoptera, Megachilidae.
ACCCCGAAGCAAACAGGUCUCACGAUCGUUUCUUUCACUUCCAUACGGCAGUAACACGUUUCCGUCGUCUCGACGCAUCAUCAACGUCACGCGGCCACCGUGUAAUCCGCUUCGGGGUUCCAUCCAGUUUACGCGCGAUUUUACCGGCGGUCGGUGCUUCCUGUGAUAGUGAUCCAAGGACUAAUUAGAUUGGGGGUAGUUUUUCCGCUACCUUUUUCAUUGUGGACGUUUGUUGGUGAUCGGGGAUCGAUAGAGAUUAGCUAGAUGGCAGUCAGCACCCUGAACAUGGCACCGUACUUCACUGGAUAUCCUUUUCAAGGACAAGGUCGCGUGAAUCAACUCGGAGGUGUUUUCAUCAACGGGCGUCCAUUACCGAAUCAUAUCCGUUUGAAAAUCGUCGAAAUGGCGGCAGCCGGUGUUAGACCGUGUGUGAUAUCGAGACAGUUAAGGGUGUCUCAUGGUUGCGUAUCGAAAAUCCUGAAUCGGUAUCAGGAAACGGGCUCGAUCAGACCCGGAGUGAUCGGUGGUAGUAAGCCGCGAGUUGCCACGCCCGAAGUCGAAGCGAGAAUCGAGGACAUGAAGAGACAGAAUCCUGGGAUUUUCAGCUGGGAGAUACGCGAGAAACUGAUAAAGCAGGAUGGUAUCUGUGAUAAGGCAUCAGCACCAUCGGUUUCAAGUAUUUCGAGACUUCUUCGAGGACCCACGAACCAAACUCGUCCUGGAGAGGAUCCUCGAAGGAAUCAUUCUAUCGAUGGGAUACUCGGCGGAAGCAGCGGCGACGAUUCAGACACGGAAAGCGAACCAGGCAUCGCCCUGAAGAGGAAGCAACGAAGAAGCCGAACCACCUUUACUGGUGAACAGCUCGAACAAUUGGAAGCAGCUUUUCAUAGGACACAGUACCCAGACGUGUACACUAGAGAGGAAUUAGCUCAAAAAACGAAUUUAACGGAGGCACGUGUGCAAGUGUGGUUCAGCAACAGACGAGCCAGACUUCGUAAACAAUUGAACAGUCAACAAUUGAACGCUUUCAAUACGAUGAGCUUGCAAUCGUUUCAAACUCAACACUACGGUAGCAGCGCCGAGGGUUAUCAGGGCUACGGGCAAGCAUCGGUAGCUGCAGCCGCGGCAACCACCGCCGGUUAUCCUCAACACUACAACUACGGCGAGAAUUACUAUACUGCCCAACAACAAUGGCCGAGACCAACCGCGGAGAACUAUGGACUAUUUAACGCAUCCCAUUAUGGCAGCACCAAUUUAGCUUCAAAUUUGGCCAGCAGUAAUUUGAAUUUGGGCACCCUGGGUGGUAGUGUCAGCCCUACAGCCUCGAACAUGAGCGCAUGUAUGGUCCAAGGUGCCUCCUCGGGGGUGCCAGCCCCUACAGGGAUGACCCAUCACGUGACCCCACAUAGUCCUAGCGAGGCAAAGAGUGGCUACCCUUACUUGGGUGGCAUAGAAUCUCAGGUCUGUGGUAGAGUUCAUUGAACUCCAGAGUGCAAUUAAAAUGACGCUAAAGUACUGAUACACUAUGAAAUUAAUUGCACCAGUUUCAAUAUAACGUCUUAUAGUGCUCUUUUCAAUCUCAAUACUGCCGCACUGCAAAUAUGUAAAUAAUAUAUUGAUUAUUGUCUAAUUAUAUCGCUUUUUUAAAUGCUUAUCUUUGUCAUUUUGUAGAAAUGUAUGUAUAAUAUUAGAUGAACGAUGACAUAUCAUAAUCUAUAAUAAUAUUAAUUAUUGAAGUUACGUUACCUUCGAUAGAGAAGACUUUCUUUAAAUACCUAUAUUUAUUCAUGAAGAGAAUUUUUUAAAGUUUGUAGACAGUAGAAAAUCAUAAUUUAUAUCAUCACCAUUCUGAAAAUAAAUUGAAAUUAAAUAAACAAAUCAAGAAUAUUAAAAUUAUGUGUUGAAUAGAAUCUAAACAUUCAAUAAUAUUGCUCUUACUAAUAUUUAUGGUGUUCCACCGUUCUACGGUAAUAUCUCCUCCUCCCCUUCCUACCCUUCAGCUAUUAUUAGGUCCCAGUUGAGAAUUCCUAUUUCCUCUGGGCAACGCCAUUUUUCCAACAGAAGCCUACUCUGCUCGAUAUUGUAUAUAAAUGGAAAUGUAAUAAUUAAUCAAUAUAAUAGAAUACAAUUUUUAUAGAUUUAUCGAUCGGUAAAUUAUUGCAACAUAUUUGUCAUAAAUACAUCCUAUAUUACUAGAUUUUCAUUCUGCUAUUUUAGAUCGUUUAAAAGAUGUAAAUAGAUUUUAAGGAAGUAAAAUUUAUUAAACAAGGCUGUUCCAUGUAAUUAAAUAUCUUGACCCUUUGCAUUCUAAUAAUAAAUUAACGCAGUGUUAAGAAAUUCAAAUUCAACCCAAAUCAAGAUGCUAUGAAAAAACUAUUUGGAGUGCAAAAGGUUUAAUAUUUCCUUGUUUCAAUUAAUUAUAGAUUCAUGAAAUUUGUUUAAUAAGCGAAUUGUAUAUAAUAUGUAUAUUUAAGAAGAAAAUUGUCUAUAACGAAAAAAGAUUACGAUCUCGUCGAUUUGAUUAUUAUUAAUUGGCCAGUUAAUUAAAAUUGUUGUGUAUAAAGACGAG